UUCGCUGCGGCCACUUAGGUUACAUCUACUUCCGCUUCGCUCUUCAAUUCCCAUGCCGCAAAAUGCUUCGUCUUCUCCAUCGACAUCUUUUUACACUGUCAAUCGCGAGCGAUAGGUCUUGCCGACCCACUCUUCUGCGUCUCAUCCACGGAAAGCUCCCUAAAACGCCAAACUCAUCUUUUUCUGACAUCACCAUAUCCUACCUCGUGGGAUCUUGCGGCCUCUCGCCCGCGGCAGCAAUUUCCGUCGCCAAAAACUUUACAUUCAAAACCAACAAAACCACCACAAACGCAGAUUCCUUCCUUUCCCUCCUUAGAUCUCAUGGCUUUACCCAAAGCCAAAUUGCGGAUAUCAUCAUCAAAUUCCCUUCACUGCUCACCUACAACCCCGAGAAGAAAAUCAAGCCCAAGCUGGAGUUUUUCCUUAACCUCGGCUACUCAAGAGCCGACCUUGUCAGGCUCAUCACCUCGGACAUACACAUUCUGAAAAACAGCUUGGAAAAGAGAAUCAAACCCAACUAUGAUACGCUCAAGGCCAUCCUCGGAACCGAUAGGGAAAUCAUCGUCGCCAUUGGGAACUCAUCCAGAAUUCUUCGGCAGAAUUUGGACAGGUAUUUGCUUCCCAACAUAAAGACCUUGAGGGAUCUGGGAGUUCCAGGGCACAGAAUCGUUAAAUUGGUCACCUUUUAUCCACGAUCUUUGUUGAUAAACCCUGCGAAGUUCAACAAAGCCGUCGACUUGCUGAAGAAAAUGGGCUUUGAUGUCUCCAAGUCUGUGUUUACCUUGGGAGUCAAUGUUCUCACUGUGCUCUGUAACUCCACCUGGAACCGAAAAUUUAAGCUUUACAGAAGCUUGGGAUGGUCGGACGAUGAUGUUUUAACUGCGUUCAAAAAGCAUCCUUUCUGCAUGCUUAUGUCGGAGAAGAAGAUCUGGCAUAAUUUCAAUUUCUUUGCUAAAGAGCUUGAAUGGACGCCCUCCUUCGUGGCAUCAAGGCCUGUUUGUCUUUUUUUCAGUUUUGAGAACACAAUUUUUCCAAGAUAUAAAAUUUUCAGGCUGCUGGAAUCGGAGGGCUUGCUAAAAAUUAAUGGCAGUUUCUCAACCCUUCUGUGGUUGCCGAAGAAGAAAUUCUUAAAUCGAUACGUGAUCAAGUUUGCCGAUCAAGUGCCGGAGUUGCUAGAAGUUUACAAAGAUAAUUUAGCAUUGACUGGAUUGAGGUGUUCUAGUAGAGAACUUGGUAUAUGAGAAACAAGAGACUGGAAGUAUCAAUCUUUUUUUUAGCA
Messenger RNA from Phalaenopsis equestris, 1279 nucleotides. RefSeq lists its product as uncharacterized. Gene Ontology annotation, biological process: chloroplast organization; regulation of DNA-templated transcription. NCBI's taxonomy places the organism in Eukaryota, Viridiplantae, Streptophyta, Magnoliopsida, Asparagales, Orchidaceae. The record is from RefSeq and is a predicted model, not a curated record. The transcript is spliced from 2 exons. Gene Ontology annotation, cellular component: chloroplast. Gene Ontology annotation, molecular function: double-stranded DNA binding. Bases 63 to 1241 code for a protein of 392 amino acids.